Molecule: messenger RNA, 1855 nt
Organism: Etheostoma cragini (Arkansas darter)
Lineage: Eukaryota; Metazoa; Chordata; Actinopteri; Perciformes; Percidae
Gene: nrn1lb
Product: neuritin 1-like b
Exons: 3
Coding region: 217-723 (168 amino acids)
Biological process (GO): neuron projection extension; nervous system development
Cellular component (GO): plasma membrane
Source: RefSeq, a predicted model, not a curated record
UGCAUCGGUCCCUUUCCCUGGUAAUCCAUCCGGCUUGUGCCUCUGUGCAUUGCUGUACUUUUGCAAUUUGAUGAAUUCCCAAUGGAUGGGAGAACACAUCACAUUUUAAAGCAGUAACUAGGGACUCUUUGGACUUACCGUCAGUGGGAGCUUCACAUCAGAGCCUCUGGUUCAAAAGUGGUGGAACUCAGCUCCACGACACUUGUGGAACAAAUUAUGAAGUCCCAACAAGGCAAGCCAACUAUGCUGCUGUCCAUCGCUCUCUGCCUCAGCCUGGCCCCUAUGUGUUUCGGAGCUGCAAUUUCUGUUUCAUGUAAUUCCAUCUACAAGAGUUUUGCUCAGUGUUUACUCACACUUGGAGACAGUUUGGUCGAAACACAAAAGGACCAGAGCACACAGGACAUUGAUGCAAUCUGCAGGUCCUGGAAUGCUUUCCAUGUUUGUGCCAACUCAGCCUUGGUCGGCUGCCCUGGAGAUGCAGCAGCCGUCUGGGAGUCUUUAAGACAAGAGUCCAGGAAGACGCAGUUCUCUGGAAACCUCUAUGACAUGUGUGCCAGCCGCACCACCUUCCCACCAAGCACUGUGCCUACACCCCAGAGUCCUCCCACCUCCGACCAGACCAACAAGGAAACACUGAAAGGGCAAACAAACCAGCACAGUCUCACCUUCAGCACACUGAUGUUCCCUGUAUGCAGCACGUUACUACUGCUGCUCGGGAGUUAGUUAACCCAUCUAAGUCUUUUAAUUAGACAGGUUGUCAGUGUCCUCCUCCCCCCAUAUGAUCCAAACACAUGAGGGAAAACACUAUUCACGCUCAAUCAGGCUCAUUAUGAGUACCUAUUGGUCCUAAAAUAAGGAGAUAAAUAAUUGAUCAAAAUGAAACAUUUGGUUCAGUGUUUCUUACCAAGAGAAUUUAGGCAUUAAAUAACUAAUGUUAAGAUUAUCACAUACCUUGCAAGUUUAACUUUCAUAUUUAAACAAAGCACACUGGUAGCUGUCAACUAAACUGUGUGGAUGAUUUAUUGUGGUUCAAUUCACAGUUUGUGCUUUUGGUUGGUCUUAUUUUAUAGGUUGGAGUAAGAAACAGUUAAUGUAGGGAAAGAAGCAAAAGACAACUCACUGAGAUCACUUAGCUAAAAGAUCUCAGAAUCUCAGAAAAUGUAAGCAAACAGUUGUUGUAAACACUUUUAUUUAUCACUACUGUGUCCGUAAUAUUGUUUUUCAGGACAAAAGAGAUUUUAACGGAUGCCAGGUGUUCAGAUGAGCUUGUGAUCCAAUCAGGUGUGAUCCAGAGUAGAUCAUUCUUACAGGGUGUAAAUCUGUGUUUGUGUGCAGUUUAAUUUAUCACCUUGUUUGACCAGUUUAAUAUCAGAAGAUUUUAAAUAAGAUUUCUGUGUGGGAGCAUCACACAACUGCAUUGCAAAUAGUAUGUGCAUUAUGUUGCAAAAUGACAUCACUUGCUUACACUGUCAUUUUAUUGGCCCCCUUUCAGUGGUUUUCCGUUGUUUCUUUAAUAUAUUGCUUUUUCUUUUCUGAGCUGUUAUGUGAAGUAACGUUUCACUUCAAUCAGUUUAAUAACUUUAUGCAUCCCCUGUUUGGCAAUUAAAAUGAUACGUAACAGAGCACACACAAUAAAACACAUAGGAAUAACACAAAAUAAUGAAAAAGUACAAGUACAAGGGCAUCCUGUUAAAGAGGGAGAAAUUGUUCUCCAAGUUCCAUCCUUAUAACAAUAACAGUUGCUGUAAUGUUAUUUAAUGUUGUACAACUUUUAUUUGAUAAUGAGCUGUUAUGAAAUCACGCGUUGUAUUUUAUUAACUGUUUUUCACAUUACCAAUGUAUUUACUGUAUUAUA